AUGUCGAGACAGCUUUCGGGCGAGCACACGCACUCGUCGUCGGGAAGCAGCUCCAGCGACGACGGGCCGCUUUUCCCCUUCACUGAGGCUGACUUCUGGACGGACUACUUGAGCGAUGCGAUCGAUGUGUGCAUCAAUUGCGUCAUCGCGCUCGUGCUCUUCCUAAUCUUCUAUCUGACAAUAUGCUGCGUCAGCGCGUGUCUGAAGUCGGCGCUGAAGAGGACGCCGUCGGUUGAUUCGACCGUCUCCUCCUUUAUGAUCACGACGCUCAAGCUGCUGCUUUGGAUCAUCAUCGUCCCCAUCCUCGUUCAGACAAUCGGCAUCGGCGCGUCCUCCAUCACAUCUGUGAUUGGGGCCGUUGUCGUGGGAAUUGGGUUUUCGCUGCGGCCGCUCGCAGAGUCCUACGUGAUGGGCAUCUUCCUCGCCGUUCGCAAGCCCUUUGUCAAAGGAGACUUGAUUCGCGGCGCCGGCAAGGUGUUCGGAUUUGUGGAGGAGCUUUACCUGUCCUACACCGUCAUUCGCGAGCCCGAUGGCAACCUGACGUACGUGCCCAACAAGACCUUGUGGAGUGGCCCGAUCACCAACAUCACCACGUCGGACAAGGUGCGACUCGACGUCGGCAGAUUCGAGCUCGCGCACAACGUCAACCUGGCCGAGGCCAAUGAGGCAAUCAUGCGUGCCCUCACGGAGCUGAAGCCGCUCUGCAUGGCCAAGCCGGCUCCGCCAAAGGUCAAGCCAAAGGACGCGCUGCCCGCGCCUUUCGCUGUGCGCCAGGCGACCUAA
Messenger RNA from Emiliania huxleyi CCMP1516, 783 nucleotides. RefSeq lists its product as hypothetical. Bases 1 to 783 code for a protein of 260 amino acids. The transcript is spliced from 2 exons. The record is from RefSeq and is a predicted model, not a curated record. Lineage: Eukaryota; Haptophyta; Isochrysidales; Noelaerhabdaceae. Gene Ontology annotation, molecular function: mechanosensitive monoatomic ion channel activity. Gene Ontology annotation, biological process: transmembrane transport. Gene Ontology annotation, cellular component: membrane.